This is a messenger RNA of Symbiodinium pilosum, 474 nucleotides long. Lineage: Eukaryota; Dinophyceae; Suessiales; Symbiodiniaceae. The record is from the annotation of a GenBank genome assembly.
AUGGCGUCUGGAAGGCGGAGUUUGGCAACCCUCCGAACUCCGCAGGGCCCAGGGCUACUUCACAGACGUGUCGCUGAACGACGCAGCCACACAUGUCGCCUCCGCAGCCGAGACAACGGUUGCCGUGGACGCCAUCUCAGGGGGGUGCUCCUGGACGUGCGCUUUUUCAAAGCCAGUGCUCAGUGUUGCCAUCUGUCCGCAGUACGCAGAGGCUUCGUUGGGCUUGCGCGUGGUGUGCGCUGGCGGCGAGGACGGCAGGCUCAUCCUCAGCCGCCGCGGCUCCCUGGAGACACGGCAUGCAACUCUCCAUCAUGGCGAGGGGCCCAUCACGGCCAUUCGCUGGCGUGGAGGGCUCGUGGCCUGGGUGAACAGCAAAGGCGUGAAGGUUGUGGACGUGGAGACAUAUCAAAAAGUCAGUUAUAUCUCACGGCCGGACGGGGCGCAGUCCAGCAGCCUCUGCUGGCUCAGCGAUGA